Messenger RNA from Nanorana parkeri, 2633 nucleotides. RefSeq names its product olfactomedin like 2A (gene OLFML2A). Lineage: Eukaryota; Metazoa; Chordata; Amphibia; Anura; Dicroglossidae. The coding region runs from base 1 to 2451 and encodes 816 amino acids. Gene Ontology annotation, biological process: signal transduction. The record is from RefSeq and is a predicted model, not a curated record. The transcript has 9 exons.
AUGGAUGGCGCUGGAUUAGGCGCAUCUCUCUUUCUGCCAAAUAUCUACCGGGUGUGGACAAUUUCACGGCGGAUUGGUUCUCCUGGUUUUGGAGGGGAUGCCAGCGACUGGAUGCUGACCAGAGAAGGUUUUGCUCUUCUCCUCGCGGCCCAUGGACCCUGCACACUGGACCUGUUUUCCUCCCAUUGGAAUAAUCAACUACCACGGUACUUCAAUUGGCUUCCCGAUCUGGACUCAUUGGCCUCAGAUGUGGCCACAGACGAGGGGGUUUGCCUUCCCUCCCUUUUAGAUGAUUUCCCGUCUGAUUCAUCAGGUCCGCCUUCAAUGGGUGAGCCUCCUUCUCGUCACUCCACUCUGGCAAACUCAGCCUUGGUUUCCCAUUCUGCUGGAGCUGUCGUGCACGGACCCUCCCCUCCUUUCCUGGGGCCAUCUUCUCCUACAAGACUUGGAAGGGAGCCCUCACCAGUGCUUUUAGGAAUGUCUUCUUCUUGUAGAUUGGGAGAUUUCUGGGGUUCCUGGAAUCUGUCGGGCUUAUCACCUACAGCUUGCUCCGAGAGUCUUGGGCUCUGGGUAUUCGGAGAUGCAGACCAUGUACGGAUGAUUUCAGAAGGCUCAGAUUGUCGCUGCAAAUGUAUCAUGAGACCUUUGAGCAAAGAGGCUUGUGCUCGUAUUAAAGAUGGCAACAUGCAAGUAGAAGAUUAUUAUACAGUGGAGACAGUGAGUUCAGGAUCAGACUGCAAGUGUUCCUGUACUGCACCACCCUCAUCUCUCAACCCUUGUGAAAAUGAAUGGAAAAUGGAGAAAAUGAAGAAACAAGCCCCUGAGUUAUUCAAGCUGCAGACUAUGGUUGACUUAUUGGAAGGAACUCUGUACAGCAUGGAUCUGAUGAAAGUACAUUCCUACAUAAACAAAGUUGUGGCACAGAUGAACACUCUGGAAGAGACCAUCAAAACAAAUUUAUCUCGUGAAAAUGACUUCAUGAAGGAGAGUGUGAUAAACCUUUCCAACCAGAUGAAGAAAUAUGAUAACUAUUCUGAUAUUAUGAUGAGUAUCAAGAAGGAGAUCUCUAAUCUGGGAUAUCAACUGCUCCAAAAGGAUGCACCAGAAAACAAAGUACAGGAAUCCGCUGGAACAAAAGAUAUCAAGCAUUCUGCUGGCAAGAAAAACUCUGGGGAGAAAUCAUUGUCUAAAGUGACUAAGGAGAAAGUGCAAAAAUCAGAGAAACCCAAGAAAGAGAGUAGCAAAGCCAAAUCAGCUUUGGCUCAAACAACCCCGAGACCAAGAUCACCUGCACUGCAACUACAGCCUGUAGUUAUUCGAGGGGUCACCUACUAUAAAGCUGGAAGACAUGAAGAAGCUGAAGGCAUGACAAACCAUAGAGAAAACAUUGGAAGGUCAAUCUUACGAGGAGAUAAACAAGAUAGUAAAGCAGAGGGAGAUAUCAGAGAAACUCACAUCAUUCAGGAGGAAAAGAUUAUAGAGAUUCCUGCAGCAACCACUACUACCACCUCCACCACCUCUACAACACCUUCUACAACAUCCACCAGAACUGAAAGUACCACGACAACAACAACCAAAACUACCACCACUGAACUUGUAGCAACAACACUUUCAUCCACAGAUCUUGGACCUGAAGCAGGGAACAAUAAUAAAGUUAGGGAAGGAGCAUGUGAAGGCACCAUCGCAUCAGUUGAGGCACCAAAAAAGCAUCACAGUUAUGGCCGCAAUGAAGGUGCUUGGAUGAAAGACCCUAGAGCAAAGGAUGACAGAAUCUACGUAACUAAUUAUUACUAUGGCAAUAAUCUAGUGGAGUUCAGAAAUCUAGACAAUUUCAAACAAGGACGAUGGAGCAACUUGUACAAGGUUCCUUACAAUUGGAUUGGUACAGGGCAUGUUGUAUACCAAGGAGCCUUUUAUUACAACAGAGCUUUUACAAAAAAUAUUAUUAAGUAUGAUCUGAAGCAGCGCUUUGUAGCGGCCUGGACACUCCUUCACGAUGUGGUAUAUGAAGACACCACUCCAUGGAAGUGGAGAGGUCAUUCUGAUAUUGACUUUGCUGUUGAUGAAAGUGGCCUCUGGGUCAUUUACCCAUCUGUGGACUAUGAUUAUGCUCAACAAGAAGUCAUUGUCAUCAGCAAACUUGACCCCAAUGAUUUAUCUACAAAGAAGGAGACAACAUGGAAGACUGGCCUAAAACGGAAUUCCUAUGGAAACUGCUUUAUUGUUUGUGGAAUUUUGUAUGCUGUGGAUGUGUAUAACCAAAAAGAAGGGCAAAUUUCCUACGCUUAUGAUACCCACACAGAUACUGAAGCAGAUCCAAAGUUGGCUUUUAUUAAUGAAUAUGCUUUUACAACACAAAUUGACUACAAUCCUAAAGAGAAAGUACUAUACGCUUGGGACAAUGGACACCAGUUGACAUACAAAGUGAACUUUGUCAACGGAUUCAAAUGAUAGCUUGUUAAGACAUAGAUUAGGCCUAUGCAAAGAAUGCACUUUUACAAACCAAUUAAAAAGUGUUGCUUGGGGAGCAACUAAAGUAUUAUUCUGGGUGUUGGAAGAGGUUUAGCCAUGAAAAGUUUAAUGGUAUGUGACUAAUUCCUUGUCAUGAAGCUAAACAAUACUUUGGAUGUGUG